AUUAGCCAUGGCAAAAAGUAUUGUUUCAACUUUUAAGUUUAGGGCAUGUCAAAGCGGAAAUGGACAUGAAUUAUACUACUGUCCAGGUACAUCAAAGGGUUUUCUCACUAACCGUUUUAGAGAAAUUUAUCGUUGUUACCCAGCAGAUGUAAAAAAAUACCGUUCUCGCAGUAAAAAGAGUGAUGGGUUUAUUGCUGUUGGAGAUGACCCAGCGGAAAUAAGCAACAAAGAAUAUGAUUUAAUAAAGACAAAAUUGUUGUAUCUUAUUUAUACAGACCGAAAUGAAAAUGAGAUUGUAGAACUGAUGAACAAAUCACGUUUAUGCAGGCAAUUGUGGAUCCGAAAUGAUUUUCCGACAGCUAAUAGGAUACUUAAGGAAUUUCCAAGAUUUAUGGACACUCCAUUGUUGUUAAAUGAUGAAUUCCAAUCCAUUAAUCGAAGUUAUGUAGAAAAUAUUCCAGUUUUAUUGGAAACAAAAAUUUCGAAACAAAUAAUUGCAUACUGCAGGCUGCCUGGCAAAUGCAUUGACAUUAUAGGUGACAUAGAUACUGAAGGAAACAGCAAUACAGAUGCAUUAGUACUAAAAUCUUUAAAAGCCCUUGUUUAUCUUUUGCCAACUAUGGGAAAAUAUCGUGUUUCAGCAGGUGCAGCAAUGCUUUUCCUAAUUGAAGAACUAAAGGACGGCGAGACACUCGAGAUGUUCCUUAAUCGCUCAAAUCCAAAACAGCAACCGUUCAUUUUGUCGUGUGGAUCGUCUUUUUUUGUUGUAUGCAAUGGAAAAGCAAUUAUAGUUAAACCUUCGAAAGUUUCUGUUGCCUUUGACUGUCUUUUCAAGUCAGUUUUUUUUGUAUUUAAUCUUGAAUAUCCAAAGCAACUACAAAUUUUAUACAAUUUCUUUCAAAAAUUAGUUUAUAAACUGCCUGGUUCUGUUGCGUCCACUAAAGCACGUAAAUUAUUCGAAGAGAUAUCUGAUAUGUAGUAUAUUCAGAAACAAUAAAGCCUCAAACUGAUGCUGACAAAUUUUAGACAGUAAUUUAGGACAUUUUAGUAAUUUUAGCCUUUAUCUUCUUCUUUGAAAUUUU
Messenger RNA from Hydra vulgaris (swiftwater hydra), 1082 nucleotides. RefSeq lists its product as uncharacterized. The record is from RefSeq and is a predicted model, not a curated record. NCBI's taxonomy places the organism in Eukaryota, Metazoa, Cnidaria, Hydrozoa, Anthoathecata, Hydridae.